CAACAUCCCCACGGAUCCCUAGUCCAUGACCACACAAAAUGGGGAAGGACUAUUUCGGAUGUCAGCGAGAAUCCCCAGACCUUGCAUCCCCUGGACACGGUAGUCCAAGGUAAACAUGGUCUAAACUACCGGAUAACUUGCCCCGUUUCAUUGGCCUCAGCUGAAACCACAGAACUGAUGCAGAAAGCGGUCAUUCUCCGCCCAGAGGAAGAGUUUGUCCUCAAAUCCCCCAACUCUUCCCCAGAUUCAGAAACAGCGCUGUUUGGCCAUUGAACCCCGCAAGCAUCGGAGUGGAGCGGUGAUAAAUUGCAGAGAGAGGUCCUGCUCUCCAGCGUUGCCAUAUUCCUGGGCUCUGGCAGAUGGGUGGGUUGCACCGACCGCUGCCGAGAAUGGAGUCUGGCAGCGGUGGGGAGAGGCACCGCUUCGUAGAAGCAGGAAGGGCUCAGGAGGGCGCUGCGGGGCAGCAGGGCCAGCGCGCCGGUCGGUCGGGCCAGCUGAGGACGCUAGAGGCUGCGGCCCGCAAUGAUGCGCGGCUCCGCUGGCGGCGGGACGUGCGCUCGACUCGCUUCACUUAUUUGGCGGCUGAAGACUCCCGGGGUCGCCCAACGGCUGGGUCGGACGCGUGGCCUUGCGUCCGGAGUCCAGGCCCCGAUCAAUGAGAAUAAAAAGUCUCAUAUCAGACAGAAGCCACAGAAACAAAUUUGUAUACCAGUUUUGGAAUAUUUUGAUAAAAAAUACAGGCAUGAACAUGGAGAAUUGUGGGACAAAGUCAGAGAAGUGCUGCUGCUUCCCUGCAGCUGGCAGUAUGGCGUACUUGUGAAUAAGUUCAGCCACUGUGUAGCACUGGAACAGCUUCUUCAAUCACAGGGAUAUUGGAAUUUUCUGCAAGAUGUCUUACCAUUUUCCAAGCAUUCUUUACGAUGUUACGUCAGCAGGGCCCAGAACCGGUUCCCAAGACUAUUGCAUCAUGCCGAAAGGUUGAAGGAAUAUUACCUACUGAAUGCGGCCUCUUUGCUGCCUGUCCUUGCGUUGGAUGUCCAAGAUGGAGAGCGUGUGUUGGAUAUGUGUGCUGCUCCCGGAGGGAAAUCUGUGGCAAUAUUGCAGUCUGCCACUCCACGUCACUUUCUGUGCAAUGACCAUGACAGUUUACGCCAUAAGUGGCUGAAGCAAACACUGGAGUCUUUUGUACCUGAGGACUUAAGGGGGGUAACUUCUGUGACCAACCUGGAUGGAAGAGACAUUGGUCCACAACAGCCACAAAUAUUUGACAAGGUGCUAGUGGAUGCUCCAUGUUCAAAUGACAGAAGUUGGUUGUUCUCUUCUGAUGUCCUUAAGGCUCGCCUAAGGAUUGCACACACACCUAAUCUACCUGUUUUACAGAAGCAAUUACUGAGGUCAGCUCUUGAGGCGCUGUGUCCUGGAGGGACAAUGGUUUAUUCUACAUGUACACUGUCUCGAGCAGAAAAUGAUGAUGUUGUGGCCUCUCUCCUGAAUUCUUGUGACAACAUUCAAACUGUGGAUUUAACAGACUUGGCAUGUUCCCUUUCUCAUAGCUUCACAUUUGCUGAAGGUGUACAGUAUGGACAAUUAAUUGUGCCAGAAAAGGGUAGAACUUGGGGCCCGAUGUAUGUUAGCAAAUUAUGGAAGACACAUUGACUUGAAAUAAGUUUAAAAGAUGAAUAUGUAUGUUAGUGAUUGUGGCAGGCUGAGCUAGUUUAAGGCUUUCCAAAUACUUAAGUUAACUUGCAGAAAUUAAAAUCUUACCUCCACAUUGAAUAAUUGUGAACAUUUAUAAAGUUCGAAUCUUUCAAAUAUGAAAGAUUUACAGAACUAUUAGUAAUUACUACCAACAUUUAAACAUAUCAUUGAUUAACUGUUACAUCUUGUAAACUUUCAAGUAAUGAGUAUAUACUUGUAAUAAUGUCAAAAAGGAAAGAUUGAGAUUCUUUUUGUAACCAAAUAAGUUGAUACUAACAAAUUACAAAAAGAUGAUACAAUGCAAUUUUCUGUGCCUUAACUACUUUCAGUGGUAUUUUGGUGAAAAUCAUGAUUAUGAGUGUGUUUGACUACCAGAGCCAUCAUUUUCAGCUAAUCAGAUAAACAAAGACCAAUAAAUUCCCAAAGUCUGCAUCCCAUGGUACUUAAAGAAGUGGCCCUAGAAAUAGUGGAUUAACUGCUGGUCAUUUUCCAACAUUCUUUAAACUUUAGAACUGUUCCAACAUAUUGGGAAAAAGCUAAUGUUACCCUAAUAUUUAAAAAAAAAUUGGAGGUUGAGAGAAAAUGGGAUCAUAUACUGUUUAGCAUGACAUCGGUAGUGGGGAAAUUGCUGAAAUCCAUGAUAAAAGAUGUUUUAGCAGAGCACUUGGAAAAGAAGAGUGACAGGAUCGGAAAAAUCAGCAUGGAUUCAUGAAAGGGAAAACAUGCUUGACAAAUCUACUGGAAGUAUUUCAGGAUACAACAAGCAGAGUAGAUGGGGGAGAAUCAGUGGAUGUAGUUUAUUUGGAAUAUCACAAAGGUUUCAGUAAGGUUCAACAUAGAAGGUUAACAUGCAAAAUUAAAGCAUGUGGAAUUUGAGGUAAGGUGCUAAAAUGCAUAGAGAUCUGGUUAACCAACAGGAAAUGAAGAGCAGCAAUAAAGGGGUUGUCUUCUGGGUGCCAGGCAGUGGCUAGUGAGGUACCACAGAGAUAUUCAUGAUGUAUAUUAAUGACUUGGAUGAGGGAAUUAAAUGUAGUGUCUCCAAGUUUGAAGAUGACACUGUGAGUGAGAGGGUGAGCCUUGAGGAGCUAGAACAGAAGCAAUAGGUUGAUUUGGACAGCUUGAGGGAGUGGACAAAUACAUGGCAGAUACAGUAUAAAGUGGGUAAAUGUGAGGUUAUCCACUUUGGCAUAACAGGAAGGCAAAUGAUUGUCUGAAUGGUGAUAGAUUGGAAAGGGAAGUACUGCAAGAAGACCUGAAUCUCCAUGUGUCCUAUAUGUGGAAAGUAAGCAUGCAGGUGCAGCAUUGUAUGCUGGCCUUGAUAGCAAGAGGAUUGAAGUAUAGGAGUAGGGAUAUCUUGUUACAGUUAUACAGGGCCUUGGUAAGAAAGUACCUUGAAUAUUGUGUUCAGUUUUGAAUUCCUUAUCUGAAGAAGAAUGUUCUUGUUGUGGAGGGAGUUUAGCAAAAGUUCACCAGACCAAUUCCUGAGAUGGCAGGACUGAUGUAUGAAGAGAGAUGCGGUCAAUUAGGCUUGCAUUCACUAGAGUUUAGAUGUUUGAGAGGGGAACCCUACAAAAUAAUAACAGGACUAGACAGAUUAGAUGUAGGAAGGACGUUGCUGAUGUCUGGGGAGUCCAGGACCAGGAGUCUCAGUCCAAGGAUAAUCAGUAAGCAUGUAAGACUGAGGUGAGGAUAAUUUUCUUCUCCGAGAGAAUGGUAAACAUGUGAAAUUCUCCACCACAGAAAGCUGUUUAAAAGAAAAUAAUUAAAUAUUCAAGAAGGAGUUUGAUAUAUUUCUUAGAGGAUCAAGGAAUAUGGAGAGAGAGCUAGAACAGGACACUGAAAUUGGAUGAUCAGCCAUAAUUGUAUUGAAUGGCAGAGCAAGCUCGAAAGGUCAAAUGGUCUACUGUUGUAUCUGUAUUCUAUUUUAUGUAAUUGUGCCUAUUAAGUCACAAUUUAAUUAAAUAAGAGUGACGUUAAACCUAACCAAGCCUGCCAACAAUACUUUGUAAACCGUUAUUCACCAGUUUUACAGUAAGAAGCUAUUUUGAAUUUUGUUUUUGGUUUUUAUAAAUGUGAAAGCAAAUCUGUGAAUAUUAAACACAUUACUAUUUCAUACACAUUAAUUGUUAUAAAUACAUGAUAGUAAAGAAAA
Molecule: messenger RNA, 3850 nt
Organism: Pristis pectinata (smalltooth sawfish)
Lineage: Eukaryota; Metazoa; Chordata; Chondrichthyes; Rhinopristiformes; Pristidae
Product: tRNA (cytosine(34)-C(5))-methyltransferase, mitochondrial-like
Exons: 6
Coding region: 523-1656 (377 amino acids)
Biological process (GO): rRNA methylation
Cellular component (GO): mitochondrial large ribosomal subunit
Molecular function (GO): methyltransferase activity
Source: RefSeq, a predicted model, not a curated record